Messenger RNA from Thamnophis sirtalis, 619 nucleotides. The record is from RefSeq and is a predicted model, not a curated record. Lineage: Eukaryota; Metazoa; Chordata; Lepidosauria; Squamata; Natricidae.
AUGGUCAAAAGUGAUAAAAAUUCAGGAGCUUGGAAACUAGCAUGUAUUUAUGAUGGUUGCAGCAUGUUGGGGUCAGUGAUUCUUGCAAACAUACUGAGUAAAACAGUGGUUAAAGAUUCACCUUCUUCUGAAGAAAUGAUCCAGUAUGAAAUCAAGCAAACAAAGAUGUUUAAAGGUUUUGAAAUGGUGAAAGAGGUCAAGUAUGUUUUUACAGCUAUUUCAUCAGCAGCCUGCGGGGUAGAUUUAGAAGUCGGAAUGAAGCAGAAACAGUAUCUUAUUUCAGGUAAUUUGUCAAAUAAUGGAAUGCUUAUACUUUAUUUAUGCGAUUUUAUUAAAAAAUGGCAUGAAGUUACCGAUUCUCAAAAGAUAAAUCUAAAAAACAACUAUCAAAAGGGCUGUGACUGUACAAUUACUCACUGCCGUACAGAACCUUGUUCCACCACAAAACCCCAUGAAUGCCUAUGGACGGAUUGGCUGAAAGAGAAGAAGAACUGUGGACAUCAAGCAGAUAAUUCUGCCUGUUUCAAGGGCAGUGAAGGAACUUGCAGUUGGCACAAUGCUCUUCCUUAGUGAAAUACUUAGCUGAUAUCAGUGAACCAUAAAUAAUAUAAAUAAUAUA